AUGAGUCACGUUGUCCUUAUAACUGGAGCCAAUCGAGGCAUUGGAAAGGGUCUACUGGCACAUUACCUUGCCCAACCAAACACCACAGUCAUUGGAACAGUUCGAGAUGCCUCAUCCGAGAAAGCCCAAGACCUCGAAAAGUUGCCAAAGGGCGAGGGCUCUGGUCUGAUUGUCGUGCCGCUCGACAUCAACAACCCAUCGAGCGUUACGAAGGCCGUGUCUAUUAUCCAGACGCAACACCAUAUCGAGCAUAUCGAUGUUGUGAUCGCCAAUGCGGGAGUCUGCACCCACUGGGGUCCGGUACAGGAAAUGGCUGACGAGGAUGUAAUUUCCCACUUUGAAGUAAACACUCUGGGUCCGCUCAGACUGUUCAAAGCCACGGCAUCGUUGCUCGAGAAAGCCAGUACCCCCAAGCUCAUCUAUAUCUCUACCCUUCUAGCGAGCUUUUCCGGGAUUGAACAGAUCCCCACGCUGACUGCUGCUUAUGGCAUGUCGAAGGUGGCUGGAAACUUCCUCGUUAAGAAAAUUGAUGCCGAGAACAAGCACUUGAUUACUUUGUCGGUUGAUCCGGGUCUCGUUCAAACCGACAUGGGUAGUCGCAAUGCGCAGUUGGUUGGGCUAGAGAAGGCACCAGUCACAGUUGAGGAUACCGUUCGCGGCAUUACAAACCAAAUUGAUGCAGCGAAGAAGUCAACUACAUCCGGCCACUUUGUCAACUCCAAUGGGGAGAGUGUGGCCUGGUAG
Messenger RNA from Penicillium argentinense, 744 nucleotides. Its product is annotated as SDR family oxidoreductase. The transcript is spliced from 4 exons. The coding region runs from base 1 to 744 and encodes 247 amino acids. The record is from RefSeq and is a predicted model, not a curated record. NCBI's taxonomy places the organism in Eukaryota, Fungi, Ascomycota, Eurotiomycetes, Eurotiales, Aspergillaceae.